GACAACAGGUCCGGAAGACGGCGGUGAAGCAGUCGGCGCCUAGCCGCGUACCACCGGCCACUGUGAAGAUUCGGAAGAAGGUGAAUUGGCUAAAUCGCGAAGGUUACUUUGGUAAGCAGUUCGUGGAUGAGGACGCUCUCGAGAUGUUGGGCACACUGCCAGAGGACCGGGCGAUGUCGGUCCUCGAGAACCUCGAGGAAAAGGCCGAAUAUGGGGAGAUUUGGAAUCCGAACUCGUAUGUGGUGAAGGCAGUGAUCCGCCAUAGCCAGCAGCUGAAUGCAGAGCCGCAGUGGAGCCCGAGCUCCCCCGCGCGCUCAGGUCCCCCCGCAGCUUUGCCCGUGCUGAAGAAGGUGAACUGGCUGAACCGAGAGGGCUUCUUCGGUGAGGCCGAGAUCGACGAAGACGCCGUCGAGAUGCUGGGUGGACUCCCCAUCGACCGGGCAAUGUCAAUCCUCGAGAACAUUGAGGGCAAAGCCGGCGCGGGCGAGAUUUGGAAUCCCAACUCCUACAUCGUGAAGGCCGUCGUUCGCCACUCGCAGAAUUUGAAGCAGGCGUCCGAGCCUUGGCCCGCCAAGGGCGGCAAGAAGGGUGGCGGGGCUGGUGCCUGGGCGGUAGCCGUGAAGCCGCAAAGUGGCGGAAAGCGCGGCAAAGGUUACGGCAAGUGA
This is a messenger RNA of Symbiodinium sp. CCMP2592, 665 nucleotides long. The record is from the annotation of a GenBank genome assembly. Lineage: Eukaryota; Dinophyceae; Suessiales; Symbiodiniaceae.